AUGGGGAUUGUUGUCAGCGAGGAUGGUAAUGUUAGUGGGCCCAGCGAACAGCAGAAGCUCGAUAUCAUAGCUGCGGAAAACGACUAUGGCUUGGUUAUGGCCACUCUGGACCAGGUUUCAAUCUUCCUCGGCUCUUGGUGGACCUCUUCUCUUCUGGGUCGGGUACAGACCUUCAAGAGCUAUACGCGACUGCCCCUGUUGAGCAUAGUGCGUCUUGAGCGCUCUGCCUACGGAAUAUGGGGUUUCUAUUUUGCCGGUAUCCCGGCAUGGGCUGUAUCUACGUGCAUAUCCUUUUGUCGACAUCAACCCUUGGAACGUUUAAUUGCUUUCUUGCAGAAUCUAUUCCCGGAAGAUGACGUGGGCUCGAGGCUUAUACGGGCAUUGUUGAAUGUCGUAUAUUCAGCGGGAAGAGGAACCAUGCUGGUCCUGGCGAUACAGACGUACAUGUAUUCCCUCUUACAAUCCCUUCACAUCGUUCCUGCUCACUCUAUGCCCGGGAUACGCUUCUUUCUGCCCUUUGGAGAGCUAGCUUCAAUGCAGCUACCAAAUCUACCCACAGACCUUUCUGUCGAGUCUCUCAGCGGAUUCCUACUGGGCCUCUUAAAAACCCCGUCGUUACUCGUGUACCUAUCGGUAUGUCUACGCCCAGUAAUCGAGGUAAGGCUUUAUAGAUUUAUUCGGCGAAGACUGCCCAAGCCUAUCUACGCGGACGAACUCUCUGUGAAAGUGGCGUACGACAAUGAUCUUAUCGACUGGAUGAUGCCAGCUCUCGGACGUCGAUCAGAGGAAGAGAACCGUCGCAGUAAUCUCACCUUCACGGAAGACUUGAUGUACGAGCUAGGCUUCUUUCGAUCAUGGGUGCUAUCCUGGUUUGGCCUCAAGUCGUUGCGCACGGCACGAGCGUCGGAGCAAGCAGCAGACGCUCGUCGUAGACGAGAGUGGCUGGAGUCCCUUCCUCAAAGCAUAGAGCAGUUGCAGCACGAGCGGCAAUCCAGAACCCGUCGACCACGAAGACGGUCAUCCGAGUCCCCGUUUAUAAAUGGGCAUACCCAUCAUGACCCAACACGUUCUGAUACUCCAAAUCGACGCUCGAUCGAUCAAACAGCUGAUUUAGGGGCUGGCUUCGGUGGUAACCAAGUCCUUACCAAUGAGGAAAACCGUAUGUCUCAGUCGCCAACUGAAAUGAGUAGUGGCGAACUCGCGGAAAUGGCUCCUUUACGGAGGGCAGGGACCUUACCUCCACCAGACAACAACUCGCCAGCUCUACCAAACGGAGAGUCACGGCGUGGUGAUGCAGGCGAGAAUAACCGGAACUCGCGGUCGAAUACGCUUUUCUCCCGUCCAUCAUCACCUGCGACCUCUUCUCCAGCUUCACCCCGGGUCCGGGCUUCUCUUAUCCAUCAGAAUUCCGAUGUCAUCACAAUGCAGCUGGAACUUUUGGGGAACCGCCGCCCUCAGAACCAAGGACAGGCGACCGCACGACCUCAAAAUGAAGCCUCUCAACACCCAUCCAAUGGCGAGGUGGUAGACGGGCAAACAAUUUCUGAAUUUCUUGAUAGUCUUUUGUCCAACCAGGGCAGGAAUUUGACCACGGUUGUUAAUUCAGAUAAUAUGGAUAGCGAUGGGCUCUCCAAUAUGACCACAAGCGCAUCGCCUAUGCCUAUCAGUGACAACCUUGGCUCGGCCUCUCCGGGUAACAUUCAAAGUCUGGAACCACAACGGCCAUCUGCUGAAGCUCCUACAUCAAAUCCGGUGAAUAUUCUGCCUGAGAGCAUAGAGGAACCCUCACCUGGUGACACACUUCAUCAAUCACCCGAAGCAGAGCGAGCCCAUGAGAAUGACUUUGAUUCCGAGAUUUUCCCCCGAAUUUCCGACCCUAAUAUUCGUCAGAAUAUGGUACCUAGUGGAACCGCCACAGCAAAUCGGGUGACCAUUCUCUCCUCUCACCCUGUCGACUCGUUAGCAUCGCAUCUAGCGUCUAUACUCACAAACGUUAUGUUCAUACCCCUCGAAUCCCUCUACCUGCGGUCCCUUGCUGCGUCGUAUCUGCGGUCUACUCACGCUCCUACCGCUCUCCGAGCUGAUGUUCGAGGGCUAGGAGAUUGGAGUUUGACACCACGAUCAGACAUGUUGUCAUAUCUUGGAAAGCUCGCCCUCAUAACUGGAAUACAAGCUGCCGUGAAUGCCACUGUCUGGGGUGUCAUAUCUGGUGCCGCUAUCAAGAUCGGAAGAAGGUUUUGCGGCUGGGGAACCCUAUGA
Messenger RNA from Aspergillus vadensis CBS 113365, 2259 nucleotides. RefSeq lists its product as uncharacterized. The transcript has 3 exons. The coding region runs from base 1 to 2259 and encodes 752 amino acids. The record is from RefSeq and is a predicted model, not a curated record. NCBI's taxonomy places the organism in Eukaryota, Fungi, Ascomycota, Eurotiomycetes, Eurotiales, Aspergillaceae.